Messenger RNA from Aspergillus glaucus CBS 516.65, 615 nucleotides. RefSeq lists its product as uncharacterized. NCBI's taxonomy places the organism in Eukaryota, Fungi, Ascomycota, Eurotiomycetes, Eurotiales, Aspergillaceae. The transcript has a single exon. The record is from RefSeq and is a predicted model, not a curated record. The coding region runs from base 1 to 615 and encodes 204 amino acids.
AUGGACUCGCAAAAGUCCCUACUAGAGACAUCCGGCGCCAGUGGCAACAAAGAGAAGCCAGCUGGCACGGCUGCAGUGGACCAGCAACAACAGCCUAUAUCCAAUAGUCCCCCAAAGGAUCUAUCUCGCGAUGUUCGCGCCCCCUUGCCAUCCGCCUGUGAUAUCCUGCAGCCUUUGUCCUGGCGCACGCCACUGCCGUCGAGUGGUCACCUGGCCGCCAUGCUAAGCCAGGAACGGCAUGUUGGGAGUCGACCGUCGUUGACUGAGACACCAGCGGAGCCAUUGUCCCCUGAAUCCUCGUCGACACAUGCCGCGCCAGGUGGCAGCGUUCAUGCAAGCGGAUCGCACCAAGGAUUCUCUGAAAAUGCAGAUCAGGAGGCAAAGAGGAGCCCUAGGUCAGGGUCAGGGUCAGGAGCAGGAUCAAGCGAGCUAGUGAAAACCCCACAGAGUGCGUUUUUGCCUCCCUCUACCGGGAUAUUAAGUGAUGGGCGGUCUCGCUUAGGAUCUAACGUGGUGUCUACGGCGCAGAAGCGAAGUGAAACCGUCCAGCAUCUUCAAGAUACAGACGAAAAUGGCGUGCGGAAGUGGAAGCGAAAGGUGGUUGAAUAUAGUUGA